UCGUCGCCAUCUUGGCAGUUUUCGACGACGAAGAUCAACUGCACAGUGGUGGCCCCAUGGAAGGCACGCUGGAAGAACCCCCUAUUAAGGACUCGUCUCAAGCUAGUCCUGAUAAGAUUCUUAAAGAUGUGAUUCCAAAUGGGAUUAAUGGAAAUUAUAAUGACAAGGAAGAAUUCAUUGAUGCAGAUACUAAUAUAUCCAAACUCGUGUCAAAAGAAAUUAGUAGUGUAGUAAAAGAAAAAAGGGAGGCAAAUGGAAAUGAAGAUGAUGAGGACAAACAUAGAAUGGAAGUUGAAAUUGAAGAAAGGGAUUUAGAACCUGAAAAUAGUGAACAGAAUGGGAUAGCACAAAGUAGAAGUAAAAGAAGUGAAAUGUCAGAGUCAGAAAAUGACUCUAAAAUGUCUAAAUCCUCAGAGGGUGUCAGUGAGAUAAACAAUUUUAGUGAAGUGUCUAAGACUGAAGAUAAGUGUAAAAACACAUCAUGUGAAUCUAUGGAAGUUGAUGAACAAAGUAAUAAUUCAGAUGUUGAAUGUCUUGAUGAAAAUAUAACAGAAAUACAUUCAGAUAAUGAUGAUGUGUUCACUAUGAAAAAUUCUGCCCUUAAAGAUAAUAAAGAUUCAUCAGGCAGUAGUGAUUUACAAAUUAAUGUCAGUAGUGACAUUGCUGAUAGUAGCAUGGAUACAUCUGAUGUGAAAAUCUGUGAAGAAAAUGGAAGUUGCGAUAGUCCUGAUAUUGAAGAAAUAACUGAUAGUGCAAAAAAUGGUCACAAUACUUCACCAGAACGUGCUAAUAAAGAUUCAAAACAAAGAAAAUCUAGAAAGCAAGUAGAUCUUAGUAGUAUUACGCCAAGAAGAAGUUCUCGUAAUAUAAAGAGGACAAGUUAUAUAGAAAAAGAAAUAGAAGAGGAAGUGGAUGAUGAUGGUUCAGAUAUUGAAGAAAUUAAGCCAGAAGAUCCUUUAGCUGGUGUUGAUAGUAAAGACAAAGAAAAUUCUAAAUUAAAAUCACCAGUCAAAAAUAGUAAAACUACUAUUGUAGUUAAUGACACUAAACGAUUGGUAGAAAUUGCUGCUGGUAGUAAAUCUGUAAAAGGAGGAAAAAAAGAACCUACUUUAGUUAUUAUAGACACAAAUUCUAUACUCUCUGGGCGUGGUGGUGUUCCUGUGAGUAGCAGUAAACCCCAUCACACUGUUUCUAGUACUAGUUCAUUUUCAGUAGUUCCAAUGGGAAUGACAACACAAACUAUGUAUCCUAAUAUGAGGACAACUAUUACACCAGUGCCCAUGACAUCAAAAACUGCACAAUUGAGCCCUAAAACUACUAGUAUGACUACAGUAACACCAACAGUAACGCCUCCUAUAUUACCUACUUUAACUGAUGAUAUGUUUGUGGUAGAAGCACCAUCUUUUAUAGUACCAUAUGUAUAUGAAAAACCACCUCUGAAACCAUUAAAAGAAUUUGUUACAAAAUUGGAAAAAUGUUUAGAAGAACAAGAAAAGGAAGAAAGAAGCCAAAGAGGCAUAGAAGAAAAUAAAAGAGAAGAAUGUGAUGAAGAUUCAUUAGAUAUGAAUCAAAAAAAUAAGGAUAAAAGUGAAGAAAGUGAAAAUGAAGGAAACUGUAAGAGUAAAAAAGAUGAAGACAGAGGUGACAAUUCAUUAGAUAUAACUGAAUCUGGAUUUAGUAACAUAAGUGAUAAACAAGAUAUACGGCAAGAUGAUAGGAAUAAAGUACUAACAUAUUUUGAUUUACCAUUGGGAAAAUUUUUCAUGCAAAUUGGAGUGAAUCUUGUUCAAGAAUAUGUGCAAACUGAUCUUUUACGGACUCAAAAACGUAAACAGGGCAAAGGUAGCACAUCGGCUGAAACUCAAUUAGCUAUAAAUUCGCUCAUUAAGAACUUAGAAUUUAGUAAAGAAAAUAAUGAACCAUUCCAUUUAGAACUGAAAAAAUGUGAAUUCUGUAAUUUUAAAACGGAAUCAACUUUAGUCAUGCAACAUCAUUUAGAAACUCCACAUAUGCGCAAUUAUGUCUACAAGUGUAAUUUUUGUCCAAUUGAAGUGCGUAGUCCUCAUGAUAUUUUAUUCCAUAUGGAAGCAGAACAUAAUACUCGCGGGAGGUUGGAACGGGGUCCAGCUUUUCAUCAAUGUCCUAAUUGUCCAUUUGAGGAUAACCAAAAAGGGAAAUUAACACGACAUAUACUUGCUUGUACUAAGAAAUUUAGACCAGAAAAAAAUCUCGAACCAGCUGCUGAUUGGGAACCUCCAGCAAAAAUUCCAAGAUUAAAUCGAGCAAGGCCUGUUGCACCAACUAAUCCCAGUGCACUUGCAAUGGCAAUGAGUGGUAAAGGACCUCAACCACUUUUACCAAAAUUACUUCCUGCUCCAGUCACUGGUCGCGGAAGAGGACGGCCACCUAUGCAACCAAGAUAUUCAGAUUUGAAAACGUUACGACCAGGUGGUACAACAAUGCGACAAGAUAAUGUUGCAGGAAUGAUGUAUCGUCCAACAUCAUCUGGUUUGUUAGUCCCUACUUCGUAUCAAUUUGGUAGUAACCAAAUAUUUCAGGUGGUGGGUGGCUCUGGGACUGUCAUGUCGGCUGUCUCGGGAGUGAGUAGCAGUAGCGGCAGUUCCGGUCAACCCACACCCAUUGCACUUGUACCCAACGUAAUCGACUCUCUCUCUAGAUUGUCCUCAUCACAGAAUACAACAACAAGUCCCAAAAAUCCUACAGCAAAAUUGUUAAGUCAACCAAGUAUAUCUAUAACUCCAUUACCACGUACAACAUCUCAAUCCUCUAUUCCUGGUUCUGGAACUUCAUCAAAAUCUGGAGGAAAAACCACAUUUGUUAUAUGUGAAAUUUGCGAUGGGUAUAUUAAGGAUUUAGAACAACUACGUAAUCAUAUGCAGUGGAUUCACAAAGUUAAAAUACAUCCAAAGAUGAUUUAUAAUAGACCUCCAUUGAAUUGUCAAAAAUGUCAAUUUCGGUUUUUCACAGACCAGGGUCUGGAAAGACAUUUACUUGGAUCUCAUGGCUUAGUUACA
This is a messenger RNA of Apis dorsata (giant honeybee), 3035 nucleotides long. RefSeq lists its product as uncharacterized. Gene Ontology annotation, biological process: regulation of gene expression. The annotation marks the transcript as partial. NCBI's taxonomy places the organism in Eukaryota, Metazoa, Arthropoda, Insecta, Hymenoptera, Apidae. Gene Ontology annotation, cellular component: nucleus. The record is from RefSeq and is a predicted model, not a curated record. The transcript has 8 exons.